CAUAUGAGAAAAUGAAAUAAAAACGUAAAAAAUAUAUUUUCAAUUAAAGAGAACGCACAUUUAAAAGCUUUUUUUUUAGGGCAUUUAAAAGAAGUUUUUAUGAAAAAAGAAGGUGGUAAUCUAUGGCUCCGCUGCAACCACCUUACCACUCUCUCUCUCACUACUCUCGCAUCAUAUCCAUCACUCGCUCCAAUCCACAUUCCCCCUUUCCGUACACAAAUCAAAAUCACCACCAAUUCCGCCGCCGCGAUGGCAAUCGUCUCCGCGCUGCUGAAUUUCCUGUAUCCGCCGCCGCCGAGCGUGGUGAUAACGGCGAUGUCGGCGAUCGGCUUGCUGUCGCUGAGCAGCGCAGGGUGGAUGGAGGUGAAGGGGAAGAAUAUGCAAUACUCGAAGCUGCUGCGCGUGGACGACGCGUCCAAGGCGAAGCACAGAGUUUCCAGCAAGGUAGGGAUGAUCGCCGCCUAUACUCCGGCGUUUUUGGCCGGAAUUUUCUCUCUCUUCGCCUUCCCCCUCGGAGAUCUGAGGUUCACGUUGCUUCGCUCCGCUAUCACCACGCAUUUCUUCAAGCGGCUUGUUGAGGUGUUGUUCGUUCACAAAUAUAGCGGCUUCAUGGAAACCGAAACCAUGGUCUCAAUUUCCAUGAGCUACUUCCUCUCCUCAUCAACCAUGAUUUAUACUCAACAACAAAUGCUACAACUCCAAGAGCCACCCAUUGAUCUCAAAUACAUUGGGAUCCCAUUAUUUUUAGUGGGAAUUGGUGGGAAUUUCUACCACCAUUUUCUCCUAUCCAAAUUGAGGAAUAAAGGUGAGAAACAAUACAAAAUCCCACAAGGAGGCCUCUUCUCACUAGUGAUAUGCCCCCACUAUUUAUUUGAGAUUAUUGGAUUUUGGGGAAUUUCUUGCAUUUCCCAAACUAUUUAUUCGGUUUCGGUUAGUUUGGGCACAACUUUUUAUUUGAUAGGUAGGAGUUAUGCCACUAGAAGAUGGUAUCUCAACAAAUUUGAGGAUUUUCCUCAAAAUGUGAAGGCCUUGAUUCCUUUUGUAUUUUGAGGGACUAUUAUGUUUUAUUCAAGGGCAUUAGAUGUGGCCCUAUUUCCUUAUUCUUUUAUUUUAGGAGUAUAAUUUGUAUGAGAUUUGUAUCUUGUUUAAUGAUAAUCUAUUACAUA
This is a messenger RNA of Salvia miltiorrhiza (redroot sage), 1166 nucleotides long. RefSeq lists its product as uncharacterized. The record is from RefSeq and is a predicted model, not a curated record. The transcript is spliced from 2 exons. Gene Ontology annotation, molecular function: oxidoreductase activity, acting on the CH-CH group of donors. Lineage: Eukaryota; Viridiplantae; Streptophyta; Magnoliopsida; Lamiales; Lamiaceae. Gene Ontology annotation, biological process: lipid metabolic process. Bases 100 to 1050 code for a protein of 316 amino acids.